This is a messenger RNA of Thrips palmi, 1720 nucleotides long. RefSeq names its product microtubule-associated protein RP/EB family member 1 (gene Eb1). NCBI's taxonomy places the organism in Eukaryota, Metazoa, Arthropoda, Insecta, Thysanoptera, Thripidae. The record is from RefSeq and is a predicted model, not a curated record. Gene Ontology annotation, biological process: regulation of microtubule polymerization or depolymerization; protein localization to microtubule plus-end; spindle assembly. Gene Ontology annotation, molecular function: microtubule plus-end binding. Bases 163 to 951 code for a protein of 262 amino acids. The transcript has 8 exons. Gene Ontology annotation, cellular component: cytoplasmic microtubule; microtubule plus-end; spindle midzone.
CCUGACUCACAGUUUUCGAUCUUGAACGACGAGCUGUUUCGUCGGUCCGCACUUUCCCGCCGACAAGCGGGUGAGCCAAACAAAACAGCCGAAGAGCGGAAGUGAAAUCGAGAGGUGAUCCAUUUUGGCCCGUUACAAGUUGCAACAACCGAGUCUAGCAAAAUGGCAGUAAACGUGUAUUCCACUAAUGUGACCUCAGAAAACCUGAGUCGACAUGACAUGUUGGCUUGGGUUAAUGACUGCCUUACUUCGUCAUUCGGCAAGAUUGAAGAGCUCUGUACUGGUGCUGCAUAUUGUCAAUUUAUGGACAUGCUCUUCCCAGGCAGUGUUCCCCUGAAGCGAGUUAAGUUCAAGACUAUGCUGGAGCACGAGUACAUUCAGAAUUUUAAGCUGCUCCAAGCAGCUUUCAAGAAAAUGUCUGUAGAUAAGAUAGUACCUAUAGAUAGGUUGGUGAAAGGACGGUUCCAAGACAACUUUGAGUUCCUGCAAUGGUUCAAAAAGUUCUUUGAUGCCAACUAUAGUGGUGGGGAAUAUGAUGCCGCUGCUCUGCGCAAUGGUGAACAGAUGGGUAAUGGUGGAUCAAAGGCUCCAAGAAAUUUCGGCAACAUCAUGCCUGCCCCCAUCAUGUCGAAGCCUCAGCCUCCAUUGUCCACAAAUUCAGCGCGGCCAAUCAUAGGAAAACCUGCGCCCAAGGCUACACCCCUGAGAGCGCCUUCCAGACCCUCUGGUGGAAUGAACCAAAGAGGGGAUGCCUCCAAGUUAGAGGAGCUAAGUAUGCAGUUGAAAGAUCUUCAAAUCACAAUUGAAGGUCUUGAAAAGGAAAGAGAUUUCUACUUUGGAAAGCUACGGAACAUUGAACUCAUGUGUCAGGACCAUGAUGGAGAAGAAGUCCCAAUCCUCAAAAAUAUUCUGGAUGUUCUAUACGCCACAGAGGAAGAUGAACAGGUAUAGGCACUAGGAUUGGGGAUGGUUUUGCUCCUCCUGAAGAGAUUGAUGGUGAUGUUCCACCACCCCCUAACGAGGAAGAAGAAUACUAAUUGAUAAGUGGCAGUUUGCUGAAGUUGCAGUUCAGUUUCCCAUGGAACAUGAUGUCUAUUCUGUUGAGCAAGUUCACAUAAAUUUUAAUGUUGUCUACUGAGUCUAUUAUGUUUUGAACACAUUUUAUUGUAAGUUUGUGUUGAUCAUAAACGGCUAUGGAUGACACAUCUGGCAGGCAGUUUUCAAUGCUUAACAUUUCACUUUAUUUAUUAAGUUGUACAUGCUCAUUGGGUGUCUUGUUUGUGCGGUCUAUGCAUGGUCAUGCAGUUGCAAACUUUGUUAGACCCUUCAUCAGCAUCCAUUUUAGAAUACUAUUUUCACUGAGAAGGAUUUCCUCUUUUUUUUUUCUUAAUGUUUUUAGAGUCAUUGUCAUUCAGAUUCAUUUGCAUAUUAGUUGCAAAUUAAAGACAUCAUUAGGCAUAAUUUAUUUUUUACAUCAUGUGUUGAAGCAGUUAAGUUGUUGGAAUUCUGUGUUUAUCUGUGGAACAUAUUUUAAUACUUUUUCCUGCUAAUCGAAGAUUCCAUUUGAGAUUUGUGGAGUACUAACAUUAUUUAACGUUUUGAGAAGUCUUGUCCUUGUCAGUGUGUUGAAGCGAUUGUGGACCCUAAAUUAACUUUUUAUGUAUCGUAUAUUUUAAAUACCCUAAAUUCCAUAUUAAAGAACUUCCCCCUCCCCAUUUAA